Messenger RNA from Micropterus salmoides (largemouth bass), 3661 nucleotides. Its product is annotated as galaxin-like. The transcript has 13 exons. NCBI's taxonomy places the organism in Eukaryota, Metazoa, Chordata, Actinopteri, Centrarchiformes, Centrarchidae. Bases 32 to 1771 code for a protein of 579 amino acids. The record is from RefSeq and is a predicted model, not a curated record.
UAAAGAGAAGCAUCUGUGCUGUGGUCCAAACAUGACAAUCCUGACAAGGAACUCCAGUGACCACGAGUGCUGUGGAUAUGACCAGUACAACAUGAAGACUCAGUGGUGCUGUGUGGGGGAUCGAAUACUUGAGAUACAUCCUAUAAAUUCCAGUAGCUGUAAAGAGGCAUUUGAUGAAGAGAAGCAGCUGUGCUGUGGUCCGAAAAAGAAAAUCCUGACAAGGAACUCCAGUGACCACGAGUGCUGUGGAUAUGACCAAUACAACACGAAGACUCAGUGGUGCUGUGUGGGGGAUCGAAUACUUGAGAUACAUCCUAUAAAUUCCAGUAGCUGUAAAGAGGUUUUUGAUAAAGAGAAGCAUCUGUGCUGUGGUCCAAACAUGACAAUCCUGACAAGGAACUCCAGUGACCACGAGUGCUGUGGAUAUGACCAGUACAACAUGAAGACUCAGUGCUGCUGUAUGGGGGAUCGAAUACUUGAGAUACAUCCUAUAAAUUCCAGUAGCUGUAAAGAGGUUUUUGAUAAAGAGAAGCAUCUGUGCUGUGGUCCAAACAUGACAAUCCUGACAAGGAACUCCAGUGACCACGAGUGCUGUGGAUAUGACCAAUACAACACGAAGACUCAGUGGUGCUGUGUGGGGGAUCAAAUACUUGAGAUACAUCCUAUAAAUUCCAGUAGCUGUAAAGGUGUGCAACCACAGAAAGUUCAGGACUCUCAACCCAAUUGCACAAGUCUCUAUUACAAUCCAAAUGACUUUCGCUGCUGUGAGAGAAACCAGACAAAGUCUCAUUGGUGCUGCGCCCCAGGUCGAUGUGAUGCUGCAGUCACACUGUAUAACCCCAAAACACAUGUCUGCUGUGAUGGCUGUUUAUAUGAGAGGAUGCCUUGGAGAGAUCAAUGCUGUGGAGAGACGCCAUAUGGCCUGGCACAACGUGGAGUCCUUUGUUGUAAUAACACCUUGUAUAAGGACGGAGAAGAUGGAGAGGAAUGUUCAGAGAUCAAUAUUGCUUACAAUCCAGCCAAAGGGACUACAUUUUGUUGUCAGUCUCAUGGAUUACCUGGACAACACUGCUGUGGGACAGAGGUCUAUGAGCCUUCCACUGAGAUCUGCUGCAAUGGACACAGAUAUCCCAAAAAAGAAAACAUGCACUGCUGUGGGGUGAAAGCCUACAACAUUAAAGACACACAGAUGAAGUGCUGCGCAGGGACACUGUACAACCUGACGUGUUUAGGACAUGGACAUGACGCACAGUGCUGUGGAUCCAUUCUGCAAAAACCAAUGGAUGUUUGCUGCUCAUGUGAACACAAGGAGGUGGUCUACACCAAAAAGACAGGAUUCAGAUGCUGUGGUCACCUCUACUUCAACACUUCUCUGUGGUCAUGCUGUGCAGGGAAGCUGAGCCCAGUACACCAACCAGGACAGCAUCAGAGCAACAUGAUUGAAGAAUCCAGACUUCUCUCAAUGAACAAUCUGAAUGAAACACAUCUCUGCGAAAACAUACUAAUCGGGACUUUGGAACAUGUGUCUCUGCGAAGCAUCGUGUUCAGCAGUGUGCUGAAAAUCUCUGGAAGAAAUGCCAUUAUGAAACCUCUGCCCUCACCUCACAUCCUGAAAAGAUCUGAUCACUGCAACUCCCCAAAACUGAUCCCUGGGAAGACCUACUUCUUUGAUGAAGCUAAUUUCUUCACUGAUUUCAACAGUGGCUCUAUUGUCCAGUCACUCCAUUUCAUUAUUUCCAAGUGUUAUUGUUGUCAGGUCACCGCUGGGUAAUCUGUUUCUUCAUGGAUUUCCUUUGAAGCAUCAAACAAUUACUUGACAAAUAUUAUCAGUCAUUUAAUGCUUACUACUCAUUUCAAAAGCUCAUCAGCAACAGUUAUAAGAUACAUUACUUUAUAUUACUCACUCAUCUCCCUCCAAGGUGCUUAUCAAUAACACGAAAGCCUCCACAUCCUGUGGUUUAACAUGCAGCCAGCCUACGGUUUGGUGGUAUUCACUGACCAGUAUUUACUACCUUAGCCCUGGGCAGGGCCAGAUUAAUUUACAAUAGGGGCUCUGGGAAAAUAUUGAGGACCAUGGUUUACUGCAUAACUCAGGAUUGUUGAAGCAUUAUUGUGAAGGACGGAAGUUCAGUCAUGGAAGUGUUGACAGUAUUGAUGUUGAUUUGUACUACCCAGGAACAACCUUAAAGACAGGCAGAACCAGCAGCACAUGCAGCAAGAAAACAAGGGUGGCUGACUCAGGACUUUGUGCACGACUCAAUCCCCAGUGAUAGCGCCCUUUUGCCAACUCUGAUAAAAACAAAGCUAAAGUAAACAUCAAUAUUUGGUUAGAAUGUUAAGAAGUUAGACUUGAAUUUUACCCCAUUAAAUUAACUGAAAACAUCAUAAGCAAUUUAUUGUAACUGUAAGAAAGAAUAAUAUUAAUACAUGUAAAAAACAUAAAUAACCAUAAUUCUUUUUACUUUAUAUGAGACUUUACCAAAUCUAAUUACCACAAACUAAUUGCCACCUAAUAGACCUGGAACCUUCAAGGCCCUUGACGGUCUGCUGUGGCUAGCAUCACUCAAUAAGUCCCGUCCUCAUAGUGAAGCUGAAGGGUUUACACUCCUUCUAAUUCUGAAUAAAACCUGGUGAUUCCUGAAUAGUAUUAUCAGAGGUAGGUGAUCUAGCUCUGGAGAUACAAUGUGUAAAUAAGACUACUUUGGAGAGGUUAGGCACCAUCUUCAACCUCCAGCAGACAGUUUGGGAAGUUAACACAUCCCAAACUGUCUGUUCACUGUUAGACACCACCUUUCCAAAAUAUCAAAGUAGCGGAGCAUUACUGGCAUUAGUAACUGGUAACUACAAUGCUUUACUGAGAUUAAAAUUGUAAUUACUCACACUACUUGUUACUAAAGGCAGUAAUCACUACUGUAACACUACCCGCCCCUGUGCAUGGUGACAUAUUUAUCUGGACACUGUGAAGUAUAAUUCUAGGAUUAAUUUCCAAAGAUUGACAAUAACUACAGCAGUAAAAGCUGAGCAGGGCAGAAUAUGUCUGAUUAAAAGUAGCUAACUUCUUUGCUGUCACGGUAGCUAGUGACAUGCAAGAAUAUUAAUGUAUAGCUUGAUGAAGUUAAUAUGUUUAGUAUUUUGAAUCAUUGUGCACUCUUCUAUUUUUUGAAAGAACUACACAAUAAAUGGCAACUGUUUGCACACGUCCUUCACUUAUACAAUUGUAUGUUUACAUAUAUGAUGUGAUUUAUAAUGUCAUGAUUGAUAAAGCUAGUUAUUGAUGAGCACCCACUGUGGUUCUUUGAAUGUAUGUUUCUCCAUAUCUAUAAGUGUUCUUUAUUACAUUUAGGCUGCAGUUUAUCAUGCGAAUGUGAUUUCUGUUCUGGCUGUGUUGCAUUUGUUGUACUGUACAUUCUUUGUAAACUGUGUGUUUACUAUAUAUGUGAAUGGCAGGAAUUUAAGCUAGAAAACCUAUUUUCAGUUUAAAAAAAUGUAUUUUUUGUAGAAGCACCUGAAACCCAUGAUAUUGCAUGUUUAAAUGUGUUGGUUUUUGGGAUACAAUUCAACAUUGUAUGUAUACUUUUAAUAUAUGACAGGACCUACUGCUGGUGCCUUGUGUGUUUAAAAAAAAAAAGUCUUAACUAAAUAAAAACAUUUAUAAUGAAAA